AUGCGUUCUCGAUUCAGUGGUAGUGUGAGCAAUGCUAACACUUCUGUGCCCUCGGCGUCUUCUACAUCUGCCAACCGCCUUGUUCUGUUACGACCUGACAAAAAGGUCAUCGAUGAGGUGUACAAGAGGCUGGAAAAGCUUGUACGUCUGUGUCAGCAUCCUAGACUCCAGCUACGCAACAGUCCGCCCUACCUGCUCGAAAUACUUCCUGAUAUGUACGAGAAGCUGAAGGCUAUAAUCACAGCCUACAGCAGCACACUCGAUGAGCUCUUCAAUACCCUCUACUUCCAAGUCUUUCUUAAUAAUCUCAUCAAUAAGUGCAAAUCCACCUCGAAGCUCUUCAAGGAGGCCAAGGAACUGAUGUAUGAUGAGCAGUCGGAGUAUCGACGAAAACUGACCAAAAACUCGCUGGUAUUUUCGCACAUCCUCAAAGACCUGGAGGCACUCUACCCCAACAACCAUUUUUCACCCGAAAACUUCCGUAUAACCAAGAAAGAGGCCGCAGAAUGGUGGCGAAGUCAUUUCGACUACAGUCCCAUCGUGCCUUGGCAGUUGUUUCAGGCGGCACUGUCAGAGAGUUUUCACAUUGACUGCAGAUCUGAGUUCCGUGCCCUGCAGAAUACCAUCGACCUCACGUGCAAUGACUAUGUCUCAGUGUUCGAGUUUGACGUGUUUGUGCGCCUUUUCCAGCCCUGGAACAAUGUCAUUGAGACCUGGAAGGCCCUGGCCAUUCUUCAUGCCGGCUACAUGGCCUUUAUGACCUAUGACGAGGUGAAAGCCGUACUCAAACGGUUUCGUCAUCACCCUGGUCCGGGCAGUUACGUCUAUCGGUUGUCCUGCACUAAACUUGGCCAAUGGGCCAUUGGUUACAUUACGCAAGAUCGUCGCAUCCUUCAAACCAUCAUUCAAAACAAGUCUCUGGCGCAGGCCCUCAUUGACGGUGAACGGGAGGGGUUUUACCUUUAUCCCAACGGAACCCCCAGUCAGUCCUCCAUCUUGUCCUCACUGGUGGAAAACCUGCCGCAGACACACUUGCGUGUAUCUCAGGAGCAGUACCAACUCUACUGUAAGAUGGGCUCCACUUUCGAGUUGUGCAAGAUUUGCACCGAAAACAACAAGAAUGUACAACUGGAACCCUGUGGCCACCUGCUUUGCAAGAGUUGUUUGAUUAGUUGUCAGGGUUCUGGUACCGGCCAGACUUGCCCCUUUUGCCGCCUAGAGAUAAAAAGUAUUGAGGAGAUCAUACUGGAUCCGUACUUGCCGGAUGAAGAUGCAACAGAAUCAUCUCACGAGUUAUCCAACGAUCAUUCUCAAGAACUGGAUCCCCCAGAUGAGGGACAACGUCACGAUGGAGCCAAGCUCCCCUUUGUCACUCAACCCUCCACC
Messenger RNA from Dibothriocephalus latus, 1386 nucleotides. The record is from the annotation of a GenBank genome assembly. Lineage: Eukaryota; Metazoa; Platyhelminthes; Cestoda; Diphyllobothriidea; Diphyllobothriidae.